AUGCCUGGUGCGAUAGCCUUGGCGGCGAUUUUCAUGCUGAUGCUCAUUGAGAUGGCAUUCCACCCUGCUCGCCGUCAUCCGGAGGUUUCAGGUGACACUGGAGGUGUUCGUGAGGAUACAGCUGCGCGAACCAACACAGCAACACACCCGGCUACCAUGCGCCCUAUAAUUGGCAGAUCGUCGAGUAUUGGUAGGAGAUUAUCGCGAAUCGACCGCCCUGAUGAAGAACGGCAGAUCUCCGCGGAGCGGAUACAACGAGAGGAGAAACAGCGAAGAGAUAUGAUGCAUUGCGUCAUGCUUGAAGCUGGGAUACUGUUUCAUAGCAUCUUCAUUGGCAUGGCGCUGAGUGUUUCCAUCAACAACGAAUUCGUCGUCCUGCUCAUUGCUAUUGCCUUCCAUCAAACAUUCGAAGGGCUGGCCCUUGGAUCUCGAAUCGCUGACAUUGGUUGGCACGAAAAAGCGUGGAAGCCGUGGCUGAUGGCGUUGGCAUAUGGAUGCACAACUCCUUUGGGCCAGGCCAUUGGUCUUGCGACCCAUUCAUUUUAUAACCAGGACUCGGAGGUCGGCCUUCUGGUUGUCGGUUGUAUGAACGCAAUCUCGGCAGGGCUACUCACGUUCCAAUCUCUCGUUGAGCUCUUGUCCGAAGACUUUCUCAGCGAUAGCAGUUGGCAGGUUCUUCGUGGUCGACGUCGGUUCUAUGCUUGCGUGCAUGUCUUCAUGGGCGCGUUUGUUAUGAGUCUUGUGGGGGCCUGGGCCUAG
Molecule: messenger RNA, 759 nt
Organism: Diaporthe batatas
Lineage: Eukaryota; Fungi; Ascomycota; Sordariomycetes; Diaporthales; Diaporthaceae
Exons: 3
Coding region: 1-759 (252 amino acids)
Biological process (GO): zinc ion transmembrane transport
Cellular component (GO): plasma membrane
Molecular function (GO): zinc ion transmembrane transporter activity
Source: RefSeq, a predicted model, not a curated record